AUGGCUACCUGGAAUCUUGACAUCCUCUCUGGCCUCGUCCAGCGCCUGGGCGCGGGCUUGGACGCCUUAAAGCAAGGCGACAUGGACGAAGCAACGUCUUCCGCAACUCAGAAGGAGUUGACUACGAUAGCCGAAGAAUUCAUCGCUACUACAUCUGAUCCAGCGCAGUCAGUGAAGGACCUUGCGCGAGGGUACACUGCUUCUGUGGCAUUGAAGAUAUGUCUAGAUCUCGAUUUGGUUCACGGUUUUCCAGAUGAUGGUGGACAUGUGACCUUGUCAGACCUCGCAGGUGGAAUGAAGGCUGACGAAUUUGUCCUCGGGACCGUAUUGAACCUCUUGAGUAACCACGGUGUUUUCAAGAAUCGAGGUCCGUCGAUGUGGAGCCAUUCCGCCAGGUCGAAGACUUUGCUAAAGCCAUCGUUCAACGACCUUAUGUUAUCGUUACUCAACGAGAGUUUCAAAAGCUGUUUCACGCUACCUGAAACUCUUCAGAAAUCCCAAUACCAACUACCAACGCCUGGCCAUACCGCCUUCAACGAAUACCACCACACCGAUAUGGAUUUCUACAAAUAUUAUGCAACGCAAGAUACCGUGACUGGAGCGAGGUUCCAGCGGGCCAUGGCAGAAGUCGCGUCUGCCAGUCUACGCUUCUUCGAAGCAGCCUAUCCAAUACAACAACUAGCAACGUGCUCACUGGUUGUUGAUGUGGCUGGAGGAGCCGGAUAUACAUCGAUGUUUCUGGCUGAGCGACUGCGAGAGCAACAGUUCCUAGUAUGUGACUACGCGAGCGUGGUCAAACAAGGCAAGGCUCAGUGCCCGAUGCAUCUGCGCGCUCGCAUUCGAUACGUAGCGCACGACAUGUUUCAGCACUACGAUGCCUCAAGUGCUGGAGAGAGAGGCGGGCGUUUGUUCUUACUGAAGCAGGUCCUGCAUGACUGGAGCGAUGCGCAGUGCACGAGUAUCUUAUCAAAUGUUUUGAAUGUUCUUCACGCAGGAGAGCUACUUCUCAUCAUCGAUUCAGUUAAGCCGGUCGAAAAUGUCAGCCUGAGCACUUCCAUGUCUGAGCUCCUCGUUAUGAGCACGUUCGGAGGACGGCAUCGUACAUACGUAGAGCUGGAGGCUCUCGUGCGUAACGCCCGGGCUGAUGUUUCUGUGCGCCCAAGUUUUGCGAACGCUGGACAGUAUGACGAUUUCAUGGUGCUCGAGGUUCAGAUAUACGAUGAUACUCGAUAG
Messenger RNA from Alternaria rosae, 1233 nucleotides. Its product is annotated as O-methyltransferase-domain-containing protein. Lineage: Eukaryota; Fungi; Ascomycota; Dothideomycetes; Pleosporales; Pleosporaceae. Gene Ontology annotation, molecular function: O-methyltransferase activity. The record is from RefSeq and is a predicted model, not a curated record. The transcript has 4 exons. The coding region runs from base 1 to 1233 and encodes 410 amino acids.